Messenger RNA from Sorghum bicolor (sorghum), 1187 nucleotides. RefSeq lists its product as uncharacterized. Bases 118 to 975 code for a protein of 285 amino acids. The transcript has 2 exons. The record is from RefSeq and is a predicted model, not a curated record. NCBI's taxonomy places the organism in Eukaryota, Viridiplantae, Streptophyta, Magnoliopsida, Poales, Poaceae.
CUCUCCCCUCUCAUACAAUACAGUUCACACACUCUCCUCUCCUCUGCUUCCUCCUAUCUACAGCUUCGAGCCACGCCCAUCGAAGAAGCCAAUACGAAGGGCAUUACCCAGGCAAGCAUGGCUCAGCUGCUGCACCUGCCGGACCUCGCGGCGGCGCGGCCGCCGGCGGGGAGGAGGAGGGGCGUGGCGUUGGCGCCGGCGCCGGCGGGACCGGGUCGCUUCAAACAGGGGGAGGCGGGGACGGCGAGGGGGCGGGUGAUCAGGGUCGCCGAUCCCGUGCGGGAGGGCCGGAUGCCGGUCCCGCCGCCGCCGCCGCUCCUCGCCGCGCCGGCCACGCCGUCGGAGUCGCCGCCGGCCACGGGGAGGCGUGGGGACGAGGACGACGAGGAGAGGCAGAGGUACUACCUCAACAUGGGGUACGCGAUCCGGACGCUCAGGGAGGAGCUCCCCGAUGUGCUCUACAAGGAGCCCAGCUUCGACAUCUACAGAGAUGACAUUGUCUUCCAAGAUCCCUUGAAUACAUUCAAGGGCCUGGAAAAUUACAAAAGGCUAUUCUGGGCGCUUCGUUUUACUGGCCGGAUCUUCUUCAAAGCAUUGUGGGUUGAUAUAGUUAGUAUAUGGCAGCCUGCUGAGAACAUGAUCAUGAUUCGCUGGAUUGCCCACGGCAUUCCUCGAGUACCUUGGGAUGGGCAUGGCCGCUUUGAUGGUGCUUCUGUGUAUAAACUUGACAAGAAUGGCAAGAUCUAUGAGCAUAAGGUGCACAAUGUCGCAAUGAAUCCACCAACGAAAUUCAAGGUCCUACCGGUCCAUGAGCUAAUCAGAUCACUUGGUUGCCCCUCUACUGCAAAACCAACUUACUUCGAAGCUUCAUCACAAUAUCUGUGUGCUGGGCCAUCUUAUUUGAGAUUAGCAUGGAUAAGAUGCUACAUCUCAUUGUGCCGUAUGCUUUCGCUAGCAAAUCUGGGAGAAGGAUAGCGUGGGUUUAGCAUGGUACCUCCAAAUUUUGUAUUUUCAGUAUGAUAGCGCACAAAGUUACUGAGUACUACUGAGUCAUGGCAGUUGUAUAUAUGUACAGUGAUAGUUUAUAGAAUAAGACCUCUUAGUUAAGGUGACAAGGUGUACAACACUUGUUAUUGAUUGUUAAUCAUCAGUCAGCAAACUAGUCUGACAUGUUUAUAUUCCCAGUA